Messenger RNA from Acanthosepion pharaonis, 468 nucleotides. The record is from the annotation of a GenBank genome assembly. NCBI's taxonomy places the organism in Eukaryota, Metazoa, Mollusca, Cephalopoda, Sepiida, Sepiidae.
AUGGUACCUUCACCUUUCCGUCUCUUGCAUCAUAUGGUACCUUCACCUUUCCGUCUCUUGCAUCAUAUGGUACCUUCACCUUUCCGUCUCUUGCAUCAUAUGGUACCUUCACCUUUCCGUCUCUUGCAUCAUAUGGUACCUUCACCUUUCCGUCUCUUGCAUCAUAUGGUACCUUCACCUUUCCGUCUCUUGCAUCAUAUGGUACCUUCACCUUUCCGUCUCUUGCAUCAUAUGGUACCUUCAGCUUUCCGUCUCUUGCAUCAUAUGGUACCUUCACCUUUCCGUCUCUUGCAUCAUAUGGUACCUUCACCUUUCCGUCUCUUGCAUCAUAUGGUACCUUCACCUUUCCGUCUCUUGCAUCAUAUGCCUACCCCCCCUCUCUCUCUCUCUCGUAUCACGCGGCAACUUCACGGUUGUCUCUUGUAUCACGAGGUAACAGCUUCACCUUUUGUCAUUUGUAUCAUAUAG